Messenger RNA from Mus musculus (house mouse), 4238 nucleotides. RefSeq names its product meiotic double-stranded break formation protein 1 (gene Mei1). Bases 538 to 4080 code for a protein of 1180 amino acids. NCBI's taxonomy places the organism in Eukaryota, Metazoa, Chordata, Mammalia, Rodentia, Muridae. The transcript has 31 exons. The record is from RefSeq and is a predicted model, not a curated record.
CAUUUUAUGGUAACCGUCCUUAUCAGCUCUAAGAGGCUAGUGAAAGUGGAAAGGAACAGAUGGAAAGUGGGCGAUUGCUGUUGUACAGUUGAGAUUCGGCUCAGGAUGAGAGGCCUGGAAUGGAGUCGGCUCGCCUUGGUUGUGAUACCAAUCAAGUCAUUGUCCCUCUCCUUCCUUAGUUUCUUCAGGUGUAAAGUGAGGUGGCUCCCUCUUUGAUUGCAGUGUAUAGUGGGCCUCGCCCUCGUGGGGAGGAUGGAUAACCUCUUAGGGAGGAUGGAUAACCUUGUGGGGAGGAUGGAUAACAUGCUCUGAGUGCUUCCCCAUGUGGAGGCGUUCCAGGUUUACCAACUGCUGACCAGUGGGAGCCAGGAUGACCUCAGGAGAAAACCAAGACUGCCAAAUGUAUUGUUAACCCUAGAUGGGUCACAGACUCCAGGGCAUACAGUCUGCUUGCCGCGAACUCGGACUGUCAUCAUUUAAGAGUUAGACUGGACACUGAGGACUCUAGGACUGUUAAACAGUGUGGAAGAUGGGAGUAUGGCAGACCUCUGUAUUGAAGUCCUUGUCCAGCUCACUACUCAGCCGAAUAUGGAACAGACCAUCCGUUGCCUAAUGAAUGAGUGCCACAGAGAGCUGUGUAACCUGCGCUCCAUGGGAGGCAGCCUGGCCACCACGACUCUCCUGGGCAAGCUGGUGGACACCAUUCCUGGUUUGGCGGACGAGCUUGUAAUGGAGCACGGCAACUUGAUGGAACAUCUGUUGAGGGGCUUGGUUUACCCCAAUGAGGGGGUACAGGCUUCCAUCUGUUACCUCUAUGGGAAGCUCUACUCCUCGCCCACGGCCGCUGAGAUGCUUUCCGGCCAUUUCCGGGAGAAGCUGUGUGCCCUCUUCCUUUCCACCUUGGACAGCGCCCAGACAAAGGACCUACAGAUCAACUGCUUGGGUUUACUAAGGCAGCUACUGAAGUACGAUCUCUUCGUAUCGCUGAUCAUGAACAAGUCUGUGCCGGUAGAAGGUGCUGAGAGUGUCGAGCGGCCAUCGAGAGAGACCUCACUACCUUUGGUGCUCAAAAAGAAUCCUGAAUCCCUGUGUUCGAGCUGGGUGUCCCCGAUGGAUGCCACGUUUCUCCUGUCCAGAGAUGAGAUCCUGCAGGUGGCCAGCUCCCACUGUAUAACGGCAGUGCUGGUCCAUUCCCCGGCGAAGCAUGCUGUUGCCUUCAUUCACGCUGACAUCCCAGAGUUCCUCUUUGAGCAUCUUUCGUCCUCCAGCGAAAUCCUUGUCUGGUCCAGCUACAACUGCCUGAUACUCUUGGCAGAAGAACCGCUCUUCUUUUCAAAGUGUCACACAGUGUAUGGGAUCGAGGCAGUGGUCAGGAGCCUCCAGGGCAGCCAGCAGAUGACCAACACGGAACUGCAUACUCAGGGACUGCUGCUCUUCAAAGAAAUUCUGACUCGGCAGCCAGAGGAGAUCAGGCUGUUCACAAGCUCAGCCCUGUGCAGAGAUGCCAGCCGUGCCCUCCAGGAGGCCGUGAGCAGCCCUGUGUUAGCUGUGGCCGCCGAAGCACUGAGGGCCAUUUCAGCUUUUCUGAGGAAGGACCAUCAGAGCUCUCUGCCCGUGCAGUACAGAGCACUUCGUGCCUUGCUUGAAGCCAUGCUGAGCCGAUGUAUGGAGUUUUCCCAGACCCCUCUGAACAGGAGGUCCCUGGGCCACGCUUGCAGUAGAAACUCGGAGAAGGCCACUCUGAGAAAGGGGAGUUUCCUCCUGAGCACUCUGGAAGGCUUUAGAAAUGCCUGCAGGCUGGCUGUGGAAUUCCAAGGCGAGCCUUCCGCCCAGGAGAACCCCUUCACAGCUCCCAGUGCAGAGAAGGAAGACACCUUGGAGGCCUUCUCAGAGUAUCUUCUCAGUGCCUGUGACUCCCAGUGCAUCCCGAUGGUGAUGAGGUACUCGGAGGAGGCCACGCAUCCAAAGCUGAUGGAGGUUUUCCUCUCCAUUCUACACAGCCUCUUUGUCAUCAUUCCCCACAUGAAGGUGAAGUUCUCCAGGAAGCUUGCUGAUUCAUCAUUCAUACGACUGACCCUGGAGCUGAAGGCCAGAUUCUGCAGUGGCCAGAGUCACUCGUCCCUAAAUCAGGUGUGCUCCAGUUUCCUCUACUACAUGUGCCUCAAUCUCCUCUCAGCUCCAGAGAAGACAGAACCACUUUCCCAAGAAGAACUCUCUGCAGUGUCUGAGUUCCUACAGCAUGGACUGCCCCACAUAAGCAGCAGGACCCCAGAAAGCCUUGCCUUCCUGUCAGAUCGGCAGUAUGUGGAGGCGGCCACGCGCCAGAGACAGUACUGCAUCCUCCUCCUCUUCUACCUGGCUCACAUCCACGAUGACAGGUUUGUCCCUGAGGCGGAGCUCUUUGUGGCUGUGCAGAGCUUCCUUUUGUCUCUGCAGGACCAGGGUGAGUGCCCGCCACCAGUGGUCUGCAAAGCCUCCAUGUAUCUGCUGGCAGUGUGCGGGGACAAGGACAGUGCACUGGCUGAGGCCGUGAUCAGUGCAAUCAGAAAGUUCCUAGAGGGCAUCCCAGACCUGCGUGGGGUCUACACUCACCACCCGCUCCUGCUCAGGUUCUUCCUGGCCUAUCCAGGGUUGAUGAGCAGGUUCGGGCACCGUGUCUUGGAGCUUUGGUUCUCUUGGGAAGAGAGCGGCUACGAGAACCUAGAUGAUGACUCCUCUCCUGGGCGUACAGUCUUUCCCGCCAACCUCGCAGCCCUGUUCCGUGUGCUCCAGAGCACGCCCAGCAUCCUACUCAUUUUGCUGGACCUGGUCUAUUCCAGCCCCGUGGAUACAGCCCGAAAGGUCCUGAUUGUCCUGAGGGUGUUCCUUUGGGAGAAUGAGGAUGUCAAGGUGGGUGGCCUCAUCCGAGGCCACUUUCUGCUCAUCCUGCAGCGCCUCCUGGUGGAGUAUGGAGCGUCCACCUCAGGAGGGAACCUGCCGCUGCUGCUGAACCUCCUGUCCUUGGUGCAGAUGAGGAAUGAGUCGGAACAAGAGCUGGACAGCAUGGCCAUGAAGCUGCUUCAUCAAGUGAGCAUGCUGUGUGGGAAGUGCAGCCCUGCACAUGUGGAUAUCCUGCAGCCCUCCUUCAACUUCUUGUACUGGAGUCUUCAUCAGACCACACCCAGUAGCCAGAAAAGAGCUGCUGCUGUCCUGCUGAGCAGCACAGCCUUGCUUGAGCUCCUGGAGAAGAUGCUGGCCCUCACCUGGACGGAAACAGGCUCCUCCCCCAGGACGCCACUGCUCUCCUCUGCCUGGCUGCUCACUGCCUCCUUCUCUGCCCAGCAGCACAAUGGCAAUUUGCAGGUCCAUCGGACAUUAUCUGUGGAACUGAACCAAGUAUUGAAGGCUCUCAGCUUUCCAAAGAAGAUGUCUGCAUUGCUGUCAGCUGCCAUCCUACGAUUCCUGCGGACAGCCUUGCAACAAAGCUUUUCCUCUGCCUUGGUGGUCUUGGUACCCUCAGGGGAUCAACCGCUGUCAACUCCUGAGGACGCUGUCCUAGCUCCGCUAGGAAAGUCACAAGUGCUAGCCCUGUUAAUUGGGCUCCAGAACCUCUUGGUACAGAAAGACCCUCUGUUAUCUCAAGCCUGUAUUGGCUGUCUGGAAGCCUUGCUAGAUUACUUGCAUGCCAGGAGCCCAGACAUUGCGCUCCAUGUGGCCUCCCAGCCCUGGAAUCGGUUUCUGCUGUUCACCCUCUUGGAUGCUGGAGAGAAUUCCUUCCUCAGACCUGAGAUACUGAGACUUAUGACCUUGUUUGUGCAGUACCGGAGCAGCUGUGUCCUCUCACGUGAAGAGGUGGGUCUUAUUUUGCAAGGUGCAGCUUUGGUUGACCUGUCAGCUCUCUCAAACGAUACACUCCAGGCCCUGCAUGGCUUCCUCCUGCAGGUCCAGAGCAUGGGUCUCCUAAAUGACCAACACAUGACCCAGACCUUGCAAUCAUCUUUGGAAGGCCUUUGCUCCCGCACCUUCCCAGCCCAGCCACUCUUUCAAGACAUGCUCUGCCUCGGAGGUGUGUCUGUUUCCCAGGCUCACAUCAGAGGCUGAGCCUCAGGACAUAAAGGCCCAGAAACAGAAAACAAUGAGACCUGCAGACAAAUUCCGGGCAUAAUGGUUGAGGGGGAAAACAAUAUCAAGCCUCUCUCUGGAGCUAUUUUACACCACAGUGGAAAUGGAAUUGGGAAAUAAAAUAAUGCAUUAACAUU